This is a messenger RNA of Neltuma alba, 1542 nucleotides long. Its product is annotated as GDSL esterase/lipase At5g33370-like. The coding region runs from base 322 to 1413 and encodes 363 amino acids. The transcript has 5 exons. Lineage: Eukaryota; Viridiplantae; Streptophyta; Magnoliopsida; Fabales; Fabaceae. Gene Ontology annotation, molecular function: hydrolase activity, acting on ester bonds. The record is from RefSeq and is a predicted model, not a curated record.
AACGAGGCGGGACAACAGACGGAGAAUGAAAGCUUCCUUUUGAAGGAUGGUAAUCCAAUUAAGAAGGCUGUACAAGCACCGGCAUUCUCAGGCAUAGGCUUCUCGCAAUUUAAAUGUCAAUAGGCAACCACCUAUACUAAUUGAUUAUGUGCUGUUACUAGCUAGCAACGUGGACCAGUCGCGUCUACACAUACAAUGACACAACCAGUUGGCACACUAUAUAACACCUAUAAUUGCCAUUGUUGAGGAAAGCAUCGAUAAAGUUUGGUCUGGGAUAUAUCAGAUAUCACGCCCCCGCACUCCCUCUUAAUUCCCUGAUCCAUGGCUACCUCUCUGGCUUUGAUGGUCCUGGGCGUAGUCAUGGCAUUGGCAGCAGGUGGGGCAGAAGGAGCCCCCAGGGCUUUCUUUGUGUUUGGCGAUUCGCUGGUUGACAAUGGCAAUAACAAUUACUUGGCAACCUCAGCUCGGGCUGACACUCCUCCUUACGGCAUCGACUACCCCACUCGCACACCCACUGGCCGUUUCUCUAAUGGCUACAACAUUCCUGACUUCAUCAGUCAAGAACUUGGCUCAGAAUCCACCCUGCCAUAUUUAAGUCCUGAGCUCACCGGACGAAGAUUGCUUGUUGGCGCCAACUUUGCCUCUGCCGGCAUUGGAAUUCUCAACGACACCGGAAUCCAAUUUGUUAACAUAAUCAGAAUAUACAGGCAGCUAGAGUACUUUGAAGAAUACCAGCAAAGGGUGCGUGCUCUGAUCGGAGCUGCGAGGACGAAGCGAUUAGUGAAUGGAGCACUAGUGCUCAUCACUCUCGGAGGCAAUGACUUUGUGAAUAACUACUACUUGGUGCCUUUCUCAGCCAGAUCCCGCCAGUUCGCUUUACCAGAGUACGUCAAAUAUUUGAUCUCCGAGUACGAGAAGAUUUUACGGAGACUACAUGAUAUUGGAGCUCGAAGAGUGCUGGUGACGGGAACUGGUCCAUUGGGGUGCGUACCGGCAGAGUUGGCGCAGCGGAGCAGAAACGGGGAAUGCUCAGCACAGUUGCAGCGAGCAGCGUCCCUGUUCAACCCACGGCUGGUGCAGAUGCUGGGUCGACUCAACCGCGAAAUUGGCUCUCAGGUCUUCAUCGGGGUCAACACACGGCAAAUGCACCUUGAUUUCAUCUCUAACCCUCAGGCAUUCGGAUUUGUAACCUCAAAGGUGGCGUGCUGUGGUCAAGGACCGUAUAAUGGCCUCGGAUUGUGCACGGUAGCAUCUAACUUGUGCCCAGACCGUGAUGCGUACGCAUUUUGGGACCCAUUCCAUCCUUCCGAGAGAGCCAACAAGUUGAUUGUCCAACAGAUCAUGUCAGGCAGCAGCAAAUAUAUGCACCCCAUGAAUCUCAGCACCAUUUUGGCCCUCCAUUCCUCCAACUAAUUAUUCGUCUAUUUCGCCUUCCUUUAUUCUACUAUUGCCGUGGCUUUUAAUUUGUUUGAUCGUGUGGGAGGGUCUGAGAGCUCCUUGUGUGCCCUCUCGUCUUAUUUGCAGUUGCUUCUGUCAUCAUCU